AUGAACCGUACCCAACGGCCCAGUGCGAGCUCUUCCGACCGCAACGAGAGUAUUCCAGCUCUGACCCCCGCGGACAGUUCUUCUUCGUUUGGACUCGUCGAAAGUAUAGCACCCGAUAGUGAGCGGCUGGGUUCCAACAACACUGCAGAGGAACAGCAGGGGGAAUCGGUUCAUACCUAUAUCAAUCGAAUCCAACAUCUCAGGUGUCAGUUCGAGGACCCGCUCGAGACCAUUUCUGGCACCGGAGAAACCAUUCAGACCGGUGUGCUGUUCGCAGAGAUCUCAAAGCACUAUUUAAGCAUUGCGAAAGCGCUCGAGGACAAUCCAUCUAAAUUCGAAAUUUUGACAGCUCGUGACUAUGGUUGGCUGCUGACGAGCGUUCGUCCUGGUAAAAGGGCCAUCGGUUCCAGUGCUGCAAGUCGUUCGGAAUCAUUGUCGCUGAAGCGAGCUUCACAGACGAUUUCAAGAAUGCCUAGACAAAAGCGAUUGAAACGGCCUCCAAUCCCAGAGACUAGUUCUGAGGGGGAUUCCGACUUCUCCAUGGAUAGUGAUCAUAUAAACUGGCGACCAUCGGGAAGCGGAUCGGAAAGCGACCUUCGAGGGACCAACGAGGGUGAGGAGGAAUGGUUGAUGAUGAAACCGGACCUAUCAGGGCACAUCAUUCCGCGUGGAACUUCAUCGUUUGUCUCGCCUUACAACGCUUCAGGAAGAUCUGGUGCUGCUCAGGGAUCUACCGAAUCACUGCGACAAUCUGUAGCUUCAAGUUUAGCGGUCACGGAUAUUCCCCCGAACACCAUUCUGGGCCAUGUCGGGCGCUUGGAGAUGAGUACGACGUUGAAGCGUAAACAACACAACAUAUCUCAGCAGCGUCGACCCCCUCCGUAUGUGGAAAUUGUGAAACGAGUUGAUCGUACCAAGCGAGCGGAGCCGUCCAGUGCCCCAGUGGGUCCGGGUGAUCGUCACAGCGGCACAUCCGAAUGCCCUCGCAUGGGUCUAGCGGCGGAUGUCAACCGUGAGCUAAUGAGGGAAAUUGACGAGGUUUUUGAGGCCGUGGAGCUUGGAGGUGCCAAUUUUUAA
This is a messenger RNA of Eremomyces bilateralis CBS 781.70, 1077 nucleotides long. RefSeq lists its product as uncharacterized. The coding region runs from base 1 to 1077 and encodes 358 amino acids. NCBI's taxonomy places the organism in Eukaryota, Fungi, Ascomycota, Dothideomycetes, Eremomycetales, Eremomycetaceae. The transcript has a single exon. The record is from RefSeq and is a predicted model, not a curated record.